CAACGACACAAAGUCUAUCUCCGGUCAACUGUGUUACUGAAGAACUAUUUAGAUUCAGUGCUAGAAAAUGCUUAUUUUACUUCUACUGGGUGUAUUAGUAACAUAUGUGUUGGUGACAUGGGUGAAUGCGCUUCGGGAGAAGAGAAAGAGUAAGCUUGACGGGCCGGCAUUGUUGCCUGUUGUGGGCUAUGGACAUCGGCUGAUCGGCUUGGAUUCUGCAGGUCUAAUUCGAGUGUUCGGGGAGUUCGCGGAGGCUUACAACGACGCAGCCUUUGCCCAGAUCCUGGAUGAGAGAUACGUCGUCUUGUCACAUCCUAAAUAUGUCGAGCACAUCAUAUCCAGUACGGAGAUAAUCACAAAAGGCCGAUCGUAUAAUUUCCUUCACCCGUGGUUGGGACAGGGCCUGCUCACGGCAACAGGGUACCGAUGGAAAUCCCACCGCAAGUUCCUGACCCCAGCCUUCCACUUCAAUAUCCUGGCGAGCUUCCUGCCCGUCUUCAUCAAGACAUCCAGGGUCCUGACGGAGAAGCUGCAGCAGCGAGCUGAUGGGACCCCAUUUGACCUGUUCCCGAUUAUAGCAUUAGCUGCCUUGGAUAAUGUUACAGAAUCUAUCAUGGGAGUCUCCUUCAACGCUCUAAAGGACAGUGAAUCCAAAUAUGUCAAAGCCAUCGAAACAUUAAGCGAGAUAGUUUCCCUCCGCAUGCGUCAUGUGCUGCUCGGAAACGAUUUCUUCUUCAGCCUUUCACCUUACAAGAAGACACAGAAUGAAGCCCUAGAGAUCCUGCACGGACACACGAGGAAAGUCAUCGAGACGAGGAGAAAUCAGUUGGAGAAUGAAAAAGUGAAGAUAGAGAAUAAUGAAGAUAUUGGUUUGAAGAACAAAUAUGCCUUCUUGGACCUGCUACUACUGGCGGAGGUGGACGGGAAGCCAAUCAGUGACGAGAGCGUCAGGGAGGAGGUGGACACUUUCAUGUUCGAGGGUCACGACACAACAGCAUCAGGCAUCGUGUUUUCUCUGUACUGCCUCGCUAAACACGAAGAAGUGCAGAAAAAAGUAUUGGAAGAGCAAAAGUCUAUCUUCGGUGAUGACUUGACCAGAGAACCGACUUAUGCAGACCUGCAACAGAUGAAGUACUUGGAAUGCGUUAUCAAGGAGGCACUACGACUGUACCCCUCUGUACCUUUCAUCCAAAGACGCCUCACACAAGACGUAGAUGUAAUGGAUUUCCACCUAAGCAAGGGUACUUCCGUGAUCCUCAAUAUCUUCCACCUGCAGCGCAACCCUGCUGUCUUCGAGGAUCCCCUGCUCUUCAAUCCUGAGAGAUUCUUUGAGACGGCCAAGCCGGGCAACGCAUACAAUUGGAUACCCUUCAGCGCUGGUCCGAGGAACUGCAUAGGCCAAAAAUUCGCAAUGAUGGAAAUGAAAGUGACGUUGGCGGCAAUCGUCCGACGGUUCCGGCUGGCCCCUGGACCGGAUCCGGAUCUAUGCGGUGCUCUCAUACUUAAGGCUACGCAAGGAGUGAACAUCUGGAUUAAACCACGAGUCUAAAUCCAACAUCCGGCUGAUCUAAAAUUCCGGAAGUCCAUACUUAUGCGUCGCUUUAAAAUCAACGCAGAUCUCUGAAUCCAAAUACAUAUCCAAUCCUUCGUAAUUACGAAAUCCAACCAAUACCGGGAUUCACAAUUCGCUUCAGAACUACGGUGGCGCGCACUAAGUUUUGCAAGGCGUCCCAGUCGAGGUUAAGCGGUUCUUUAUGAAAUAAAAUCGGACACAAGCUCGGAAACAGCCUACACCCGAAUCAUGCUCAAGAGUCUAUAUACAUACUUUUGGAAUUCCGGAUCCAACGCACUGGAAGACCUUGGAGUUUUGUUCUUUUGUGAAAGUAUCUGUGAUUAUGACACUUACGUGAAAUUGUGACCUCACUGCUGAUUAACUUUAAAUAUAGUUUUUAUAAUAUGUUUAUUAA
Molecule: messenger RNA, 1967 nt
Organism: Cydia pomonella (codling moth)
Lineage: Eukaryota; Metazoa; Arthropoda; Insecta; Lepidoptera; Tortricidae
Product: cytochrome P450 4d2-like
Exons: 11
Coding region: 68-1549 (493 amino acids)
Molecular function (GO): oxidoreductase activity, acting on paired donors, with incorporation or reduction of molecular oxygen; heme binding; iron ion binding
Source: RefSeq, a predicted model, not a curated record